GCAGACCUCGCUUCGCUUCCUCCCCUCCAUUUCCACGACCACGAGGAGAGGAAAAGUAGCCAAAGCCAAAAGAGAAAAAAAAAAAAGAAAAAGAAAAAACACAAAGCGAGAGCACGACGACGCGGCGUGAUCCAAAUCGAAUCGAGCCGCCUCGCCUCCGCUGACGCCGGGGGUGAGCCGCCGCCGCGAACCCGGCCGGAUUCGGCCGCUGAUCUCCUGCGCCCGAUCCGGUCGUCCCCCCCCCCCCCCCCCCCCCGGGAGGCGGUGGUUCCCGAGAUCUCCGGCGGCGGCCGCGAGGGCUCCUCCGCGUCGGAUUCAUCGCCGCGGGGGAGUGGGAGCGGGGAAGAGUACGAUGAGCGCGCGGAUAAAGGAGAUGGUGCGGGUCGCCACCGCGCGGCUCGGCGGGGAGUCGUCUCCGCGUGGCGCCGGGGGCCACUCCGCGGUCGGACGCGGGGAGUCGACCAGGACGGCGCGGCUCGGCGGCGGCGGGGCCAGCCUGCGUCGGCAGCCGCAGCCGCAGGCGCCGUCCGUGCGGACCAUCUGCUGCAACGACCGCGAGGCCAACGCGCCCGUCGGGUACAAGGGAAAUUCUGUGUCGACUACAAAGUAUAAUGUGCUGACUUUUCUACCUAAAGGGCUGUUUGAACAGUUCAGGCGGGUGGCAAAUCUUUACUUUCUCAUGAUUUCAAUACUGUCAACCACACCAAUUAGUCCAGUUCAUCCUGUCACCAAUGUCGUUCCACUAAGUCUUGUGCUUUUGGUUUCUCUUAUCAAGGAAGCUUUUGAAGACUGGAAACGUUUCCAGAAUGAUAUGUCAAUUAAUAAUGCACAUGUUGAUGUGUUACAAGGUCAAAAGUGGGAAAGUACUCCAUGGAAAAGACUGCAGGUUGGAGAUAUUGUGAGGAUCAAGCAAGACGGUUAUUUCCCUGCCGACUUGCUCUUCUUGUCAAGCACAAAUCCUGAUGGUGUCUGCUACAUAGAGACAGCAAAUCUUGAUGGGGAAACCAAUCUGAAAAUAAGGAAGGCUUUGGAGAAAACCUGGGAUUACAAAGAUCCUGAAAAGGCUUUUGAAUUCAAAGGUGAAAUACAGUGUGAGCAGCCAAACAAUUCACUGUAUACAUUUACUGGAAAUCUUAUUGUGGACAAGCAAACUUUACCACUCUCACCAAAUCAAGUACUAUUAAGAGGAUGUAGCCUUCGGAACACAGAGUAUAUUGUGGGGGUUGUUGUAUUCACGGGCCAUGAGACAAAAGUUAUGAUGAAUUCUAUGAACGUUCCCUCUAAAAGAAGUACAUUGGAAAAAAAGCUUGACAAACUUAUCCUUGCUCUCUUUGCCACCCUCUUCACAAUGUGUGUCAUUGGUGCUAUUGGAAGUGGCGUGUUUAUUAAUGAGAAAUACUUCUAUCUUGGUUUGCGUGGGAAAGUGGAGGACCAGUUUAAUCCUAAGAACAAAUUUGUGGUCACCAUUUUAACCAUGUUUACUCUAAUAACUCUAUAUUCAACAAUCAUCCCUAUUUCUCUUUAUGUGUCCAUUGAGAUGAUUAAAUUCAUUCAGUGCACACAAUUCAUUAACAAUGAUCUGCAUAUGUACCAUGCUGAGAGCAACACUCCAGCUUUGGCUCGGACUUCUAACCUGAAUGAGGAACUUGGACAGGUUGAAUAUAUAUUCUCUGACAAAACUGGAACACUUACAAGAAACUUGAUGGAAUUCUUUAAAUGUUCGAUUGCUGGAGAGAUAUAUGGAACUGGCAUCACAGAGAUAGAAAAAGGUGGAGCUGAGCGAUCUGGAAUCAAGAUUGGUGGUGAUGAGGGUAAAGAAUCAGCUGCUGCAGUGCAUGAGAAAGGAUUCAACUUCGAUGAUGCCAGAAUCAUGCGUGGUGCAUGGAGAAAUGAACCUAAUCCUGAAGCUUGCAAGGAAUUCUUCAGAUGCCUUGCACUCUGCCAUACAGUUCUUCCUGAGGGUGAUGAGACACCGGAAAAGAUCACUUACCAAGCUGCCUCUCCUGAUGAGGCUGCACUUGUGGCUGCUGCAAAGAAUUUUGGCUUCUUCUUUUAUAGACGUACUCCAACCACAGUCAUUGUUCGUGAAUCACACGUUGAGAGGAUGGGAAGCAUACAAGAUGUUGCAUAUGAAAUUCUGAAUGUUCUUGAAUUCAACAGUACAAGAAAGCGUCAAUCGGUGGUUUGCCGUUUUCCAAAUGGAAGGCUUGUUCUCUAUUGCAAGGGUGCUGACAAUGUUAUUUAUGAAAGAUUAGCUGAUUGCAAUAAUGACAUUAAAAAGACGAGCAGAGAACAUCUAGAACAAUUUGGCUCUGCUGGCUUGCGUACACUCUGCCUUGCUUAUCGAGAUCUCAGCAGGGAGCAAUAUGAAAGCUGGAAUGAGAAGUUUAUUCAAGCUAAAUCUUCAUUACGAGACCGUGAUAAGAAGCUUGAUGAGGUGGCUGAGUUGAUUGAAAAAGAUCUUAUGUUGAUAGGGUGUACUGCUAUUGAGGACAAACUGCAAGAAGGGGUCCCGGCCUGCAUUGAAACUCUUUCUAAAGCUGGCAUAAAAAUUUGGGUUUUAACAGGAGAUAAGAUGGAAACAGCAAUUAAUAUAGCAUAUGCCUGCAGCCUUGUAAACAAUGAUAUGAAACAAUUCAUCAUCAGCUCAGAGACAGAUGUAAUUAGAGAGGCUGAAGACAGGGGAGACCCAGUGGAAAUUGCACGUGUUAUCAAAGAAUCAGUAAAACAGAACCUUAAAAGUUACCAUGAGGAAGCCCAACGUUCUCUGAUUACCAUACCUGGACAAAAGUUGGCGCUCAUUAUUGAUGGGAGAUGCUUGAUGUAUGCUCUAGACCCAACUCUGCGUGUAGAUCUUCUUGGUUUGAGUUUGAUUUGCCACUCAGUUGUAUGCUGCCGAGUUUCUCCAUUGCAGAAAGCACAGGUCACUAGCUUAGUUAAGAAAGGUGCCCGUAAGAUAACUCUCAGUAUUGGUGAUGGUGCUAAUGAUGUGAGUAUGAUUCAAGCUGCUCAUGUCGGGAUUGGCAUCAGUGGACAAGAAGGAAUGCAAGCUGUUAUGGCUAGUGAUUUUGCCAUUGCUCAGUUCCGAUACCUUACUGAUUUGCUCCUUGUACAUGGAAGAUGGUCAUAUUUAAGACUAUGCAAGGUUAUCACAUAUUUUUUCUACAAGAAUCUGACAUUUACGCUAACUCAGUUCUGGUUCACUUUUCAAACUGGCUAUUCUGGUCAGCGAUUUUAUGAUGACUGGUUCCAGUCUCUUUAUAAUGUCAUUUUCACGGCCCUACCUGUAAUUAUUGUUGGGUUGUUCGAUAAGGAUGUGAGUGCAUCUCUAUCAAAAAAAUAUCCACAGCUUUACCAGGAAGGAAUCAGGAAUGCAUUCUUCAAGUGGAGGGUGAUAGCAGUGUGGGCUUUCUUUGCCUUCUAUCAGUCAAUAGUGUUUUUUUACUUCACUGCAGCUGCAAGUCGGCAUGGUCAUGGUUCAUCUGGCAAGACUCUUGGUCUUUGGGAUGUUAGUACAAUGGCUUUCACCUGUGUUGUGGUGACUGUGAAUCUCCGACUUCUAAUGUCAUGCAACUCUAUAACAAGAUGGCACUAUAUCAGUGUAGCUGGCAGUAUAGCAGCCUGGUUUCUGUUCAUCUUCAUAUACUCCGCGAUAAUGACAUCAUUUGACAGACAGGAAAAUGUUUAUUUUGUGAUUUAUGUGUUGAUGAGCACGUUUUUCUUCUACCUCACACUACUGCUUGUUCCAGUCAUCGCUCUCUUUGGUGACUUCUUAUAUUUAUCAAUUCAAAGGUGGCUCUUCCCCUAUGACUACCAAGUAAUCCAGGAGAUGCACAGGGAUGACCCUCACGAGUACAGCAGGAUACAGCUGCCAGAGAGAAGCCAUCUAAGCCCAGAAGAAGCGAGGAGCUAUGAAAUCUCCAUGCUUCCCCGAGAGACGUCGAAGCACACUGGGUUCGCCUUCGACUCCCCGGGAUACGAGUCGUUCUUUGCAUCGCAGCAAGGUGUUGGUGUGCCGCACAAGCCGUGGGACGUAGCUCGGAGAGCUAGCAUGAAGCAGCGACAGCAGCCACAGCGAACCGGAAGAUGAUCGUAAGCCUAGUACCCUACCUCACUCCCUUUUUUGUGUAAAGUUUUGUACAUCACAUGCUUUUGCCGGCAGACCACAGGAGUGUGUAUAGCUUUGUAGCCAUUUUUCGUGUUUUGUCACCCGUAUGUUGUAUUGGCGAUGUUAGCAUAGGACAUUCAUCCAGUUGGCUGCAGCAGAAUCCCGUAGGCUAAAAACAAAGUUGGAAACUGGAAAUACAGUUAUUAGUGAAAUUCUUUCUGACAGUGUUACAAUGUUUACUCCGUUUUUA
This is a messenger RNA of Oryza brachyantha (malo sina), 4358 nucleotides long. RefSeq names its product phospholipid-transporting ATPase 3. Gene Ontology annotation, molecular function: ATP binding; ATP hydrolysis activity; ATPase-coupled intramembrane lipid carrier activity. The transcript has 27 exons. NCBI's taxonomy places the organism in Eukaryota, Viridiplantae, Streptophyta, Magnoliopsida, Poales, Poaceae. The record is from RefSeq and is a predicted model, not a curated record. Gene Ontology annotation, cellular component: plasma membrane. Gene Ontology annotation, biological process: phospholipid translocation. Bases 353 to 4090 code for a protein of 1245 amino acids.